Messenger RNA from Protopolystoma xenopodis, 687 nucleotides. The record is from the annotation of a GenBank genome assembly. Lineage: Eukaryota; Metazoa; Platyhelminthes; Monogenea; Polystomatidea; Polystomatidae.
AUGGCUUCUUUCUUCAAGUCAAAUUUAAUCAUAACCAUACUUAUUAUUGUUUCUCUUCCAUACGGUAAUCAUUAUAGUGUUGAAACACCUGUUCCCUCGGUGCGAGCCCGUUUUUCGCUAAUCCUUGAGGCAUAUUUGCGUUGUUCUGGCCGACGUACAUUGGCACUAUUCCGCCAAUUUCAGAUGACCCGUGCGCUUCGUCAGCUUAGCCAGCUUGUCACUUCGUCAUCAGCCAACUCCUCUUCUAUCUCUCACUCUCCUAACUCAGGUUACAGUACAACCGAGGAUUUUGGCUUGCCCGCCGAUUCGUUUCCCAAUACACGUCAACCUCUAUCGACUACAUCACCCUAUUAUAUGCAUGAAACAGCACUACCAAUGGCAACCAAUUAUGUUUCUGUAGAUGUUGUCGACACAAAUAUGACUUUAAUGUCUUCAAGUAUUAGAAGCCUAGUCACCAACACAGAAAUGCCUAGGCAAGUCUGCACGCCGGCUCGAUGGGGUCUGAAGUCAUGUGGGGCUGGCACCGGCACAGAAAUGGGAUUUAUGCCAGGGGAUAUAAAGAGCUCGGAUAGAAUGAUGGCUAUUAACCUUUUGCGACGCCGUCUCGCAGAACCCGCAUUCAAUGAGUCGCUCUCUGAAGUCCCUUCACCACUUGCUCCUGAAGUAUUACUAAAGUUAACUACGUAA